This is a messenger RNA of Astrephomene gubernaculifera, 3491 nucleotides long. The record is from the annotation of a GenBank genome assembly. NCBI's taxonomy places the organism in Eukaryota, Viridiplantae, Chlorophyta, Chlorophyceae, Chlamydomonadales, Astrephomenaceae.
CGUUGCAAAACGCACUAUACAAAGAAUCAUGCCUUCCAGUCGUGCAUCAUUGCUUCCCUUGUCACAUACUGUCCUUACCUGUGCACCGUAGAACUUCCGCUUGGAGAGGCAACCACCAGGGGCACUCAUUAAGUGCAGCCUUAACUCUAUUACAGCCGAACAAGCCAUAGAGCGCGUAUAAAAUGGCAUAGCCUCUUCGUUUACCCUGGGGUUCAUCUCAGCGCCUUGCGCACAGGAACGUUGUUAAGUCACGGCGGCCAGGCUCUGGCCGCCGCUCGUCUGUGCCUAAUAGACUUGCAGCGAGUUCGACUGCCCACUUUACACGAACCAUGUACCUAGCAGCACCACAGCUCGAACCUGUAUUGUUAAAGAGACUUGAAAACUGGCAAAGCUCAGGGAGUGCCCCGACGUUGGGCUUGGCACACUGUUUAACUGGCGUCCUUCAGGCUAACAGCAGUGCAGCGGGCUUGGAGUGGAGUAGUACGGAUGGACACGACGAAGCCCACCUAGAAAACGUGAAGGUGGACAUGCAAGAUGUCGCGCUGGCACAACAGCUGGAGGCCUGGCAGGCUUGGUUGUCAGCGGGCGGGGCAGUCAACAAACCCCAAUACUAUGCCGCCGCACACGCUCUAGUGCAGGACAUCCUUAGCUCCAUCCUCAACUGCUCCGAACCGCUAGUCCAGCAGAGCGCGCUGGACGCUGCAUGGCAGGAGGACGCGGCAGGGGGCAGCCAGCCCAUCCCUGCAGAGCGAUUUAAAGCCUCCCUGGCAGCCCUUGCCACUGGCUGCAGCGCUGACGGCACGCCGCAGGCAGCCGCGACCUGCCUGUCCAGCCUGCUGCAAGGCUUGAAGGGCCAGGCGACUCGGUGGCAGGGCUUGCUGGAAAGGUACAGCAGCGGCGCUGCUUCUGGAACCGCAGCGGAGACAGCAGCAGCGGGUGCAGGUGCAGGGGAUGACGAUAUCGACAUUGACGCGCUGCUGCGGGAAGACGAUGACGGGGCUCCAGAUGUGACCCCUGCCUCCGACAAGUCCCCGGCGUCCACUGCAGCCGGAGGCCUGCGCCAGCAGCAGCAGCCCUCAGCUUUCGCUGCUGCUGGCAAGACUGCCGCUGCCGACGGCGACGCAGCAGCAGCUGCCGGUGCUGAGGGUGAUGACGAGGAGGAUGACGCGUUGUUCGGGCUAUCCCGCACCGCCUCACAGGAGGCCUCCGCAGCCACGGCGGCAGUGGAUGCGGCUGCGGCGCGACGCGCCCGCCAGGUCUCAACCAAGUCGGCGUUUGACGAGGACAACCUGCCUCUCAGCGGGACCAACUCCGCAGACCUCGGGGAGCUUCCGGCGGACCUGGAUGCGGCCGUUCCGGAUCCCAACCUCAUGCACCACCUGGCAGGGGGUGGUGCUGCAGCGGGUAAUAAAACGGGUGCGCGGCAGCCUGCCCUCGCGGAGAUGAUGGCGAGUGAGGAGGGCAAGGGGCAUCUAGCUGAGCUGCCCACGGACCCCUUCAGCUGGGCGAACUUCAAGGAUAAGGACCGGCCGCCCCCGGGAGCUGGCGGGACGGCGCUCAGGGCGGGUGGCAGGAGCCAGGCGGCACCGCUGGUGCCGCUGCCUGGCCGUGGGGAUGCGGCGGGUGGCGGAAAGCAGGCGCCGGAUCAGCACUUGAAGGCGGCUAGAGGGGCGGAGGGAGGGCAGCCGCCGCUGUUGAAUGCGCGCACGGAUGGGCCGAAGGCCAAUCCGCUGCAUAAUGCGAUCAUUAACAGCAAUGCGGUACGACAGUCAGUGGACAGGGAGGCUACGGGUGCUGCGGUAAUAACCACGCCCAGUGGCGGCCCAAGCCGUCACGGCAGCAAUGGCAGUCCUGUACGACAACGCUCCAGCGCUUCAUCUUGUACACCAUCAUCACGUAAGGUUUCGGUUUCGGAGCCCGGACCCAUGGGUCCACAAGCGGAGUGGAAGCACCUACCGGCUCUGGGCCAGGCCUCGCGGCUGCACCCGCAUGAGUUGCGGAACGUGCCAGGGGCUCCCGGGUUACCGGGAGGCAAGCCGCCCUCCACAGCCCUGAUGGCCGCAGCGCUCGUCGAACCCAAGCUGCCCACCUUACCAUCCCUGGGCGGCGCACGCGGGCCGCCCCCUAAAGCCAUGGAGCUCCUUCGUAGACCCAGUCAGGCCGCACGAGCGGCGGAGCAGCACCCGGAUAACUCGCACCACGUGGGGCCUAAACCGCAUCUACCCGGGCUGAACGGGGGCCCGGGCGGGCUGAAGGGCGCGCCGGGGCCCCGUCAGUUCCGCAUGCCCAGUAAGAAGAGCUUCAGAGGGGACUGUAACUUUUAGGUUGAGCAUGCAGGGCGGCGGUGGCCUCGGAGUUGUUGUUGUUGUUGUGUGGGGCUGUGGUGGUUGUGACGUGGUGGUGGUUGCUGUUGCAGUUGAACUUGCAGCAGCUAGGUGGUUGCUUGGUUACUGUUGCAUCUGGCCUGUGUUGCUGUAGCCCCCUUUGCCGGGUUAGGAGGAGGAAAAUACUGCUUGCUUUCUGCGAAUUGUCUGACUUUUGACUUGGCAUGACUGUCGCUUCUCGCUCUUCUAUGCAUGACACGUCGUUGAUUGACCCUUCUUUGAACUGCCUGCUAUCUAAGCUGUCGACUAGGCAUUUUGGUGCAAAUAUUUGCUGCUGGUGUCAUGUGAAAUGUCAAGUACGGUACCAGUAUUGACCAGAGGUUGCGCUGUUCAUACUUUAUGAGUUCCCUUGUGUUAGCACGCAGUGCUGUCGCUUGCGCAGGUUGUCGAUGUCAGGGUUUCACGACGUUUGCGGAUGUGUAUGGCAGGUUGAGUAACAGGCAAAGGAUGCCCCGCACGAACGGAAUGCCAGGGCACUACUAGGCAAGCAACAAACGAAAACCUAAACAGUGAUUUUGGUAUGCGCAGUGUCUGGAUGGUGCCGCCCAUUCGGGGUACAUGGUUGAGACUCUGGUUGCGUGCUCGUUUGCGAGUACGGCAGAGGCCAGCUUCUGUUGCUUGUUUUGGCUAUCGUAGUACCGGUUUAGGAGGCCAUCUUAGGUGCGGUUCGGCAGGGGUUGCAGGUUGUUGGAUCUUACGGGUCCCCUUAUCGUGGAGGCCCCCCAAAUACUUCCUAACACAUCUCUGGCGCAAGCUGGGAUAUGUUUGCGUUGCGUCCAGCCCUGCACAUUCAUUACAUGGAAGCGGCAUUAAUGAGCUAUGUUUGCGCCCAAUGCCCGGUUGAUACGUGACUUCUUGCGCUACCCCUGGAGUGGAGGCUUCCUUGUGUUGAUGUUGUUUACCAAAGGAAGUGGCCAUUGCUGGGGUUGUGUGCGAUUGGUAGAUGCAUUUCGCAAUUCCUUUGGAUGCCCCGUUUACCAUGUAUGCAUGAUUGGCUGGGCUUAAACCAUCUGCCCAGCCCUCGUUAGCUAAAGCUGCAUGGAAACCUAGUAACCUAGGUUUCUCCUCGGUUAGUGACUAGUCUAUUGUAAGCGAAUGCCAAUGCCA